AUGUACGCGCUUAUGCGCGCGGUAAGUGCUGGACACUCGCUCUGGCGAAUUUGUUUAUUGGAAAAUUGUGAACUCGCUACACUCGACGGCGAAUUUAUUUCCGCUACGCGACGUCGCACGAACGAGCGCCGCGGAUACGUAAAUCCGGUGGCAGCCCUACGGGGGGGUGGUGGUUGUACGGAGAGAUUGCGUGCGCGGGGCGUAUGGGCCACGGCGGAGAGGUGCGCGGGGUGCGGCCGAGGGGGGGUGUGGUGGUGCGCGCGCAUGCCGUCGGGCGGCGUCGCGCGGCAGUCCGGCCGCCCCCGCAGCUCGCACCGGUCCCGGCGCCGCCGGCUCCCGCUCGGAUGCCGCUGCCGGCCGCCGCGUGCGAUGGUCCACGCCGGGCAGGCCGCGCGAGCGAUGUUCGCCGCCGCUGAGGCAAAGCCGCGCCGCGCCGUCUCGCCCCUCGGCAUACCAAAGUCGCCCUCGUUCCACUCGGGCCUCGACCUGGUCGCGAGCCAGGUGGCCAAGCGUUCGGAUAGCGCGUCUGACGUGGCGCGCGCGUUCCGCUUCGCCCUAGCCGGCGCCGCCAUGGAGGGCCAGGUGCCGCCGCAGAAGCCCCCCUCGCCCCCCGGCCCGCGCUCCCCGCCGGCCCCCGUCGCCCGCUCGCCGGAGCGGCCGCCUGACAAGGAGAGCCUCAUGGUCCAACUGCCCCUGCUCAAAGACGCACCGGCAGCGGAGCGUGAGCAGCUGUUCGUGCAGAAGCUGCGCCAGUGCUGCCUGCUGUUCGACUUCGCCGACGAGCCCCUGUCGGACCUCAAAUGGAAGGAGGUGAAGCGCGCCGCGCUGCUGGAGAUGGUCGAGUAUGUCACGUCGCAGCGCGGCGUCAUCACGGAGGCCAUAUACCCGGAGGCGGUGAACAUGUUCGCCAUCAACCUUUUCCGCACCCUGCCGCCGUCUUCGAACCCGAACGGCGCGGAGUUCGACCCCGAGGAGGACGAGCCGACCCUGGAGGCGGCCUGGCCGCACCUCCAGCUGGUCUACGAGCUGUUCCUGCGGCUGCUCGAGUCGCCGGACUUUCAGCCGAACAUCGCCAAGAAGUACAUCGAUCAGAAGUUCGUGCUGCAGUUGCUGGAUCUAUUCGACACAGAGGAUCCGCGCGAGCGGGACUUCCUGAAGACCACACUCCACCGGAUAUACGGGAAAUUCUUAGUUCUCCGCGCCUACAUAAGGAAACAGAUCAAUAACGUGUUUUACAGGUUCAUCUACGAGACGGAGCACCACAACGGCAUCGCCGAGCUCCUCGAGAUCCUCGGCUCCAUCAUCAACGGCUUCGCGCUGCCACUCAAGGAGGAGCACAAGAUGUUCCUGCUCAGGGUGCUGCUGCCACUGCACAAGGCGAAAUCGCUGUCGGUGUACCAUCCCCAGCUGGCGUACUGCGUCGUCCAGUUCCUCGAGAAGGACCCAUCGCUGACGCAGCCCGUCGUCAGGGCGCUGUUAAAGUACUGGCCGAAGACGCACUCGCCUAAGGAGGUGAUGUUCCUCAACGAGAUGGAGGAGAUACUGGACGUGAUCGAGCCGUCAGAGUUCCAGAAGAUCAUGGACCCCCUGUUCCGGCAGCUGGCCAAAUGCGUGUCCAGUCCACAUUUCCAGGUGGCGGAACGGGCCCUUUACUACUGGAACAACGAGUACAUAAUGUCCCUCAUAUCGGACAACGCGACCCACAUACUGCCGAUAAUGUUCCCGUCGCUGUACCGCAACACGAAGAGCCACUGGAACAAGACCAUACACGGCCUCGUCUACAACGCGCUCAAGCUGUUCAUGGAGAUGAACCAGAAGCUGUUCGACGAGUGCACGCAGCAGUACAAGCAGGAGAAGCAGAAAGAGCGCGAGCGGAUGCUGCAGCGCGAGGAGCUGUGGCAGCGGCUGGAGGCGCGGGCGGCGGCGAACCCGGCCAGCGCGGCGCUGUCGCUGCCCGCUCCCGCUACCGCUCACGCCCCCGCCUCCGCUCCCGCCUGCGCCCCGCCCGAGCACGCACCCCACCCCGCGUUCGCGCCGCCCGCAGAGCCCGCGCGCAGGCUGGAUCGCGAACAGAACGAGAGCAGAAAGCAGGGCUACAACAACGCGAGUAAACCGCUGCUGCGCAAGAAGUCCGACCUGCCGGCCGACACGUCCACCGUGAAGGCGCUGAUCGAGCACAAGCGCGCCGACCCCUACCUGACUACGCCGCCCGACGGCGACCGCUGC
Iphiclides podalirius (scarce swallowtail) is the source of this 2226-nucleotide messenger RNA. Lineage: Eukaryota; Metazoa; Arthropoda; Insecta; Lepidoptera; Papilionidae. The record is from the annotation of a GenBank genome assembly.